Messenger RNA from Theileria equi strain WA, 4788 nucleotides. RefSeq lists its product as hypothetical. The record is from RefSeq and is a predicted model, not a curated record. The coding region runs from base 1 to 4788 and encodes 1595 amino acids. The transcript has a single exon. NCBI's taxonomy places the organism in Eukaryota, Apicomplexa, Aconoidasida, Piroplasmida, Theileriidae.
AUGAGUGGGGAGUAUCUCCUACUGGAAUUAAAGAAACAAUGUACUGGAUCAUGUGGCUGCAAAAAAAAGUCUGGAACGUUUAUUGCCACUAAGGAAGUCAAAAAUCCUGCAAAAGGAUACACAAAGCACACUCAUAGACUUAAGACAAAUGGACAAUUCGAACUUCAGGGUGUAAAGUACCACAGUUUAGCCCUCGUUGGUCCUUAUUAUGUCAAAGAUGCCAUAGAAGUAUCUGUAUACUAUGAUACUGAUAAUAGACCAUAUGUUAUUGAGAUCAAUAGAUCAAGAGGAAAAGAUUACUAUGUAAACAAUAAACCUAGCAUUAAAGACGAAAACGAUGAUUAUUACGCCAAUUAUUCAUGGGCCCAAAAUUAUAGUCUAGGAAGCUCUUCUGAGAGCCUCUUUGAUACAUUAGAACAACUGAGCUGUGAAUAUGCCAAUUCCGUUUCGGUGGAUAUUUUCAAAAAGAUAGACAGAAAAAAACACUAUUGUAAUCUUGGUUUCAACGUAGUAGGAACAACCUUCACGGAUGACAAAAGCAUCUACCAGUUUAAACAGAGUACUCAAAGAAACAAACCGUUUAAGGUCCAUUCACUUCAGUAUAAUGGAAAGGAUAUAGAAAUACCUAUACCUUCAGAUGGUGUUCUAGAAAUAUCUACAUUUUAUUGGAAGCAUCAUUUGGGAAAACCACUCGUUGUGAAAGUUAUAGAUCGAAGUAGUAAGCCAAAAUAUUAUUUCAAUGAUGGUAGAGUUGGUUUGCAAUGGGAUAAAAGGGCAGUGUCAAUGGGUGUUAAACUAGAAGAUACGGUGGUUGAACAUAACUGCGUACGCAAUAGGACCACUACUAUAGACCUGUCUAAGAGCCCUGCAGAUAAAAGGUAUUGUUGUACUAAAACGUGCAAAAACCCUAGGAUAAACGUUAAAACACAACCAUCAGAUGCAUAUAAAGGGUUUUCCAUAUAUGAACAUGCUUCAGAUGACGGACUUCCAUUCACUAUUAGUAGUAUAAUAAAGGAUGGUGUUAAGCAGGGUGGUAUUAUGUUUCCUAUUAGAAAUGCUUAUAGUGUUACUGUAUAUUAUGCAGAGAAAUGUUUGAGUGAGCCAAUUUUCAUGGACAUUAAAUAUGCAGAUGAUGAAUAUUUCGCUGAUAACAAGUGGUAUAGACGUAUCACUAAAAACGGAUGGGACUACAUAUAUAAUAUACCAAGUACAGAUACUGAGAUCAGUGAAGAUUUAAGAAAUAAUUUCAAGAUAGUAGCUACUCUACUUACAAGUGGCUGUAGUCCAAACAGUAUCCCUGAGGAUAAAUCAUUCACUAGACCGGAGCCAGAACCACAGGAGUCUCCAAAAGAUACACUCGAGGAUCUAAAGCAGAAGUCUCAAGAUAAAACAUACGGAUUGGAACCACCGAGAGGACCAGAGGAUGAUGCACAAGAAGAAAAGAAGAUAGAGGCAGAAAAACAAAAGGCUAUGAGUGAAAAAAAACCAUACACAUAUCCCUCCAAGAGGACACUAAGUAGUCUCAAGAAAAGUCUUAAAACGCUUUCUAUAACUCCUGAUGAACUCAUACCAACGGUAGAGAAAAUUGUGGAGAAAAUCCAAGCCAAACUUCAGCCAGUUGUUUCACCACCUCCACCUGGCGUUAUUAUAGACAUACAGAAGGAUCUGCAUAAUAAUGCAAAGUCGGGAUCUGAUACAUAUAACUUAGAAGUAUCCGCUGAUCAGAAAGUUAACUUGGAAAAAUCUGAGGAUCCUAAAGGUUCUAGCUUCUUUAAGUUCACACAUACUAAGAGUGGUGGAGGACCUUUCAAGGUUGAAAAGGUUAUAUACGGGGAUAGUGGUCCAACAGUUGAUGUGGAUGCCAAUAUAGACGAAAGUAUUUCUCACUUAGCCGUUUGGUAUUGGAAUAAUGAUUCAAAUUUAGGUGUCCCUCUCCUAAUAGAAGUAUUCAAAAAUGGACAUUACAAGUAUCACUACAAUAAGGGUGAUCUGGAUUGGAGACCUGUUAGUGGAUACAAUAAUUAUCAAAAUAAGCAGUUCACCGGUGAAGCCCUCGAACAGAAACUAGAUGACCUUAACUGUUACAACAGUAAUGCGGUUACCUUGGACCUUACCAAUAGUAAUGCUGAGAAAGGAGGACAUACCUGUUGUGAACAUCAUAAAAGCCAUAGUAAGGUUAAAGUUAGUUCUAAAGUCAUCACAAUUAGCUCUAGUUCUCUUGUAAGAGGUAGCAAAACAUCCAUUCCAUAUUACAAAUACUCAGUUAUAAAGAGAGGAGAUACUAAGUUGGCAAAGAUCAAAUAUUAUAUUAUCGGAGACGAUAAUAGAAAACGUAUAAUCACCGAGGAAUUAGACCUUCCUAUCCAAGGACCUGUAGAUGUAUAUGUAUUUCACUGCUCAGGAAAACCUGCUUUGAUUUAUAUGGAUCCUCAAGGAACUCUACCUCAGGAUGUUCAAGGUUGGUAUAAGAGAGGAACAGAUGACAACUCUAAAUGGGAGAAAUUGCGUGACAAACUCACUAGUGUGACGUCUGAUAAUUUGGAUAACCUUGCUUGUGGGCAACAGAAAGAAUUGGUAGAGGUACUAAAUAGUCUUCCAAGUAGCUGUAAAUAUGAAAUAUGUUCUACUGUUCCUGGUGCUAAACAUGUUACUACCUCUUCAUCUAUAGUAUCUGCGAUUACUACUCCAGAAGUAACUGUUAAACUUGAACAUAAACCAAAGGAUGACUCUUCAGAUCCUAUUUCUUAUCCAGGUUAUCUUUCCAACCCACGAGUUACUAUAAACGUCAAAAUACUUCCCUAUCUCAAUAUUGGAUCCACUAGUAACUCUGACUUCUACAAAUAUGAGCAUAAAGAUUCCACCGGAGUACCAUUCAAACUGAUGGCAGUAAUUGAUGAUCAGGGUCAUACCAUAAAUGGAGCUAGUGGAGAAAGGGUAACCUCAGUUUCUGCUUAUUACUGGAGGCAUGAAGAUCCUAGUGAGACUCCCAAGAAUGUACUCUCGGUUGAAGUAGUAUCUAAUGGACAACAUUCUUAUUAUGCAAAAAAUGGUAAGGAAUGGAAACAAUAUAGCAAUUCUGACAAGCAACUAGAUCAGAAUGAAUUGGUGAAUAAGCUCAUCUUCCUCAAUUGUGAGAUUAAUGAUGUUGUUCAAAUAGAUGUUACUAGGAUAGAUGGACAAUAUUGUCAUGAUGGAUACUCCCAAGAUCCUAAACAUGAUGAUAUUUAUACUAAGAAAGUCAAAGUAACCCCUGUAAGUGAUGAAAGAAAGCUUGGAAACUAUACUGCCUAUUCUCAUACUCCAAAUACAUCUGCAGGAUAUAGAAGUUCAUUUCACAUAUCUACAUUUACAAGGGGAAGGAAUAAGAUUGAUUUCAGUGGAGACUUGACACUACCAGUUAUAGAUGUCAAGAAAGUGGUUGUCUACUUCUGUGGUAAGGAGGUUACUGGGAGCACCGGUAGGAAUCCCCUCUUGCUUUACAUAGACUCUAAUGACCCCAAGAAUGCUAAGCAAAAGUGGUUUAAGAAGCCAGAUAAUGGUACUAUUUGGGAGUCAGCUAAAGGUUUAGAUGGUAAAGAUGAAAAGAGUUAUACAGACAUAGUUGACACUCUGGACACUAUUAAGAGUGCUUGCCAAUCUCCAAAGGCAAUUAUAGAUAUCUAUGAGAGAGAAAAUGGAAGAUACCUUCAUUAUUAUUCUGGAUAUUAUGGGAAAACUAUAGAGGUAACACAGAGGUCAGGCUCUCAUAAAAAGGAUCCUCCAGAACAUUAUACUAGGUAUGAUCACCAAGUGGUUGGUAGAGAAGAUAAUUACUUUACACUCCCGAAAGUUAACUAUGAAAACAAUGUAACCGAUAUUGUAAAUGUGGGUGUUCCUAUGCCUAGGGUAACUAGAGUAUCCGUUUACUACUGGACUCCUCUAGAGACUCCGGAGUAUAGGGAUAAGAACAAACCUCUUAUCGUCAAAGUUGUUAAGUAUGGUAGAUCAACACCAUUUUACUACGAGAAUAAGGGUGAGAAUGAUAAUAUACAAUGGACCUUAUGGCAGAUGGCAACGGUUUCUGAAAAUAGUCUCAGAGCUAAGUUAUACCUCCUUAACUGCCGCCUUAACAAUGCAGUUGUCAUAGACAUAAGUAAGCGGAAUACUGAAAAUUAUGACUCCUGUAAGGAUAAAACUUUUGACGGUUGUCAUGGUAAUAAUAAGAUGAAAGUUGAACAAGAUAUUGGUGACACUGGUAAGCUACUAAACUAUCAGGUCUAUAAACACUCUCUCCAAGAUUCCUCCGGUGGAGGAAAGAAGUUUCAUAUAGUAUCUUUUAAGAAUGAUAAAACACCUCUAACUGGAAUUUCUGCAAGUUAUACUACUCCCAUUCUUGAUGUGGAUGAAGUAAAGGUUUAUUUCUGUAAGAAAAAUCCUGACAAGCCUCUCCUAUUAUACUACAACACUAGUGGAUACCAUAAUUUGUACAAGAAUAAUGAUCUCGCCAGUGGAACUGGUGGCUGGGUAUGUGCAGGAUUACUCAGCACUGAUCCAGACAAAAACCACGAAGAGGUCAAAAGGAUACUUGAAGAAUUGGGUAGUGAAUGUAAACCUCAACCUAAUCCUGCUUCUCCUACUGAUUCUGGUCCUGAAAAACUUGUUGAUGGAGCCUCUGGCCUUACUAUUACUGCUAUUCUCACCGGAUUAGGCUCUACCUCUGGUACUCUUGCUGGAGCUGGUGGCCUUACUGGACUUGGUUGGUGGGCAUUUAAACGUUCUAGGGGAGAUCCUUGGGUUAGACAGAUUUAG